Solanum verrucosum is the source of this 1840-nucleotide messenger RNA. Its product is annotated as LEC14B protein-like. Gene Ontology annotation, biological process: proteasome-mediated ubiquitin-dependent protein catabolic process. Lineage: Eukaryota; Viridiplantae; Streptophyta; Magnoliopsida; Solanales; Solanaceae. Gene Ontology annotation, molecular function: protein binding. Bases 115 to 1638 code for a protein of 507 amino acids. Gene Ontology annotation, cellular component: Cul4-RING E3 ubiquitin ligase complex. The record is from RefSeq and is a predicted model, not a curated record. The transcript is spliced from 10 exons.
AAAAAAAGAGAAAUGAAGGAAGAGUUAAGAGUAAACACGAAGUGAAAAAUUGGUAAUUUUAAACAACUCCAAGAUUUAGCAAUCAGGUUUGGCAUGGUAGGAACUUGAUUAUGGAUGAUAUGGUACUUCAAAGCGUCUCUCAGACAAUCACCCCGUACUGUCUUACAUGUGAAAAUGUAUUUUGAUUUCUUACAUUCAGAGUCCAUUGAAGACAUGGGGUAUUCUCUAAGUAGGUUAGAAGUAGAGACCGGACACUUUGAUGGUUCAAGUUCCAAUCACGGGGUUGCUAGCAGUGUUCAUCACGACAGACCAGCAAAUUAUUUGGACCAUGAAAUUUCUCAACUUACUAAGCUUAGAUCAGGGCCCCAUGAAAAUCUCAGUAGAAUCCUACCCGGGAAAAAGGAAGUUCCUGUGUCCACAUUCAAGAUGUUAGCUGCUCGAGAAGCCAAUAUUUCCGGUAGAGGAAGGUUUUCGAAGGCAGAUUGUUGUCAUGUUCUAAGUAAAUAUUUGCCGGUUAGUGGUCCUUGGAUUGUGGACCAGAUGGAAACCAGGGCUUAUGUAUCACACUUUUCAGCAGAUGGUUCCCUUUUUGUUGCUGCCUUUCAGGGAAGCCAUAUUAGAAUAUACAAUGUGGAAAGAGGGUGGAAAGUUCACAAGAAUAUUCAUGCAGAAAGUUUGAGAUGGACAGUUACUGAUACAUCUCUUUCUCCGGAUCAACGUCAUUUGGUGUAUGCUACCAUGUCACAUAUCGUACAUAUUGUAGACGUAGGAUCUGCUGCCACUGAAUCUGUAGCCAACAUCACAGAAAUUCAUGAUGGUUUGCUUUUGUCUGCUGACAAUGAUGAUUUUGGAAUCUUCUCUGUGAAAUUUUCUACUGAAGGUCGGGAAGUUGUUGCUGGAAGUAGUGAUGAUGCGAUCUAUGUUUAUGAUCUUGAAGCAAACAAACCCUCCCUUCGAAUAGCCGCACACAAUUCUGAUGUCAAUUCUGUAUGUUUUGCUGACGAAAGUGGCCAUCUCAUUUAUUCUGGAAGUGAUGACAAUCUGUGUAAGGUCUGGGAUAGACGUUGCUUUAGGGCCAAAGAAAAGCCAGCCGGAGUCCUGAUGGGACACGUAGAAGGCGUUACGUUCCUUGAUAGUCGGGGGGAUGGUCGUUAUUUCAUUUCUAAUAGUAAAGAUCAGUCCAUCAAGCUCUGGGAUAUCCGCAAAAUGUCUUCUCAUGCUGCUCGCAAUAUCUGGUUCAGGAAUUAUGAGUGGGACUAUAGAUGGAUGGACUACCCUGCUCAAGCUAGAGACGUGAAGCACCAUUAUGAUCAGUCAAUAUCCACUUAUAAGGGUCAUUCUGUAUUGCGUACUCUAAUUCGCUGCUACUUCUCACCAGAAUAUAGCACUGGGCAGAGAUACAUUUACACGGGAUCCCAUGAUGCCUGCAUUUACAUCUAUGAUUUGGUAAGUGGAGAGCAAGUCGCGAAAUUGCAGCACCACCGGUCGACCAUUAGAGAUUGUAGCUGGCACCCUACUUAUCCAAUGCUUGUUAGCUCUUCUUGGGAUGGAGAUGUUGUCAAAUGGGAAUUCCCUGGAAAUGGAGAAGCACCACUCCGUCCUAAAAGGAAGCAGAUCCGAAGAAGGCAUUUCUUUUAGAUGCUAUCUGCCCUCGGGGAUUUCUCGGUUAUCAAAGAAAAAACACGGUAAUAACUUCACGGUGUUACACCAACAUGUAUAGUAACUGUGUGAACGCAAAUUUUAGCUGAAACAUGAUAGAUAUUUUGAUAUACAUGUAUUGUACAUAAAUAAAGGCGAACAUGUACAUUGCAUUUUGUAAAUAGUACUCGGAUCGUUUGGG